This is a messenger RNA of Hordeum vulgare subsp. vulgare (domesticated barley), 696 nucleotides long. Its product is annotated as protein FLOWERING LOCUS T-like. The transcript is spliced from 4 exons. NCBI's taxonomy places the organism in Eukaryota, Viridiplantae, Streptophyta, Magnoliopsida, Poales, Poaceae. The coding region runs from base 35 to 553 and encodes 172 amino acids. The record is from RefSeq and is a predicted model, not a curated record.
GCGAGCUCUGCCGGUGGUGAUCGAGCUAGCUAGCAUGUCGAGGGAUCCGCUGAUCGUCGGGAUGAUCGUCGGCGACAUCGUCGACUACUUCGACGCGUCGGCGCGGCUGAGGGUGCUGUACAGCAACCGCGAGAUCACCAAUGGGUCCGAGCUGAGGCCGUCGCAGGUGGCGAACCAGCCGACGGUACAGAUCACAGGGCGACCCGGAUCACUCUACACGCUCGUGAUGGUAGACCCCGAUGUACCUAGCCCAAGCGACCCUUCCCAACGGGAAUACCUUCAUUGGUUGGUCACAGACAUACCAGAAAGAGGAGACGUGAGCUGUGGAACUGAGGUGGUGGCGUACGAGAGGCCGCAGCCGACGGCGGGGAUCCACCGUGUGGCAUUCGUGGUGUUUCGGCAGACGGCACAGCAGGCAAUCUACGCGCCAGGGUGGCGCUCCAAUUUCGUCACCAGGGACAUGGCGGAGUGCUACAGCCUCGGCGCUCCGGUCGCCGCCGCCUACUUCAACUGCCAGAGGGAGGGCAGCUGCGGUGGCCGGAGGUACCGAUGAAGCAAGCUGGCUCUAUGUACGUACGUAUGCGCGAUCGGUCCAUGCAGAUGGGGUCACACAAAAUAAGUAAGCAAAUGAAUAAAUGUGUGUAAGCUAGGUAGCUGCUUCUAAUGCAUCCAGUGUAGUACUGGCUAGCUAUCUCG